AUGAAAGUCAUCUUUAUAGUCGUCAUUCUCGGGCCGUUCAUUCUGCCGCUCGACUCGUUCUAUGAUGUAGGUAGGAAGCCCAUCUUCCGUUAUUUAAAUGGUAAAAUAAACCGAGAGUGUAAGUUUUGUAACAUGAAGACCCGUCACCGUAUCGACAGACCUCCGUCCAAACACAGCCCGCCCGCGCCGCCGGGGAGCGUCCUCGACCUGUUCGAUGUUCCUCUCUACGCUGCCAUCAACAGAAACAACGGAAAGAUUAGCAAGAAGAUCGUCUCAUCAGAUUGGGAACAACUAUUAGAGUCGGGGGAGGAUAGGAACCCGUUCAUAAAGCGACUUCUUAAAAAGAUUUAUUUACACUCAAAAGACAAAGGAAAGACAUUUACAAAUAGAAUUUUAGUGAAGCGAGUCCUACCUCACGACGCUCCGGAGACGGGAUUAGAAUAUGAUUACAGGUUUAAGACAUUAUUUAAACCGCUCGUAAGAAUACACAGAGAGAAAACUCUCUCCCACGACAGCGGAGGAGAAAGAGAAGAUCCUUCCUACGACAACGACGAACAAGAGAUGAAAAAUGUUCACAUUAUAAAUAUAGACGACGAACGGGAGGAGCCUUCACUGGAACCGCUUGGAGCUGGUCAAUAUGAUGGAGACGUACACAGAGACACAGAACACAAAGACGCAAAAAAUAACAGAUUAAAGUCAUAUAACAAAAUUAUAUAUGUACUAAAAGAUAGUCUGAGAUCUCCCUACUGGGGUCGCUCCUUGGAGUCGAAAGACGGUCAACAGAAAGAUGGGAUGUACGAGUUCGAUGAGAUGUACAGCGGAAACAAAUCAAAACAAUGGAUCCCGCACUAUCCGUUCUGGAACUACUGGACCUAUAAGAAGGCGAUCCACGAGGACGUGUGUCCGGAGCAGCAGGUGAAGGUCGGUAACAUGUGUGUUUGGUUUCCGCCUCACUGA
Messenger RNA from Danaus chrysippus (African queen), 957 nucleotides. NCBI's taxonomy places the organism in Eukaryota, Metazoa, Arthropoda, Insecta, Lepidoptera, Nymphalidae. The record is from the annotation of a GenBank genome assembly.